AUGAACGAACCGCUGUUGACAAUUGAGGCCACCCCUGAUCAGCAUGUGAGGUCUAUACAGUUGGCCAUUGAGUGGGGGGAGGCUGCUCUUAGCUCAGCCAAGGCGAGAAUCCACGUCCUCGCAAACUAUCGAAACGCCUACGACGUAACAGUUAUCCACUCUCACAUAGAAGAGGCAGAAAGGCAUCUGUUCAGUGCCAUGAGUGCACUGCGCGAAGCAAGAACGAAUUUUCAAGGUACAAUACUCCCUGCCCUUGAGUUUUGGAGACAUUGCAUGGCUAACUGGCCUGAUUGUAUAGUAGCAAAGACCGACUACAAGUUCCCUCUACCGCCUGUCCUAUGCCAACCUGAUCUAUAUCCACACUAUUCAGCAUCAUUCAUUGACCUAUGCUUGGGCGUGCAUGUUGAUCCCACAGUAUAG
Molecule: messenger RNA, 420 nt
Organism: Aspergillus niger
Lineage: Eukaryota; Fungi; Ascomycota; Eurotiomycetes; Eurotiales; Aspergillaceae
Exons: 2
Coding region: 1-420 (139 amino acids)
Source: RefSeq, a predicted model, not a curated record